AUGGAGCGCACCAAGCUGUUCGUGGCGCUGGAUGUGCUGUGCCUGGUGAUUUCAAUUGGCGAGGCCUACCUGGUCUACACCGAACGCUUGCACUCGCGUUCCCAGUUUAACAAUUACCUGGCUGCCCUCUACAAAGUUAUUGGGACGUUCCUGUUUGGCAGCGCCGUCAGCCAAUCGCUGACCGACUUGGCCAAGUACAUGAUUGGGCGUCUGAGGCCGAAUUUCCUGGCGGUCUGUGAGCCAGACUGGACGAAAGUGAAUUGCUCGGUUUACAUCCAGGUGGAAGACGUGUGCCAGGGCAAUGCCAGAGACAUCACAGAAUCCAGAUUGUCAUUCUAUUCUGGACACUCUUCCUUUGGGAUGUACUGCAUGAUGUUUUUAGCGCUUUACGUCCAGGCCCGCCUGGUUGGCCGAUGGGCUCGGCUGCUGCGCCCGACUAUCCAGUUCUUUCUCCUCUGCUUCGCCAUCUACGUGGGCUACAGCCGGGUGUCAGACUACAAGCACCAUUGGAGCGACGUGCUGGUUGGCCUCCUGCAGGGGGCGCUCAUUGCUAUCCUUACGGUCCGCUACAUCUCCGACUUCUUCAAGGAGAGGCCCCAGGCGUCGUGUGCCGAAAAGGAUCUUGGACGUAAACCCAGCACCCCCCUGCCUCUGAGCGAGUCGGAGUGUAAUCACUGCAACUACCGGGUUCCUGUGUGAACGGGGUGACUUCGAAUUGGUUUGAUUUCAGUGGCGAACAUCACGUAUCCGCCUAUCAUCCGGUAUCUCUGCCUCUCUGAUGCGUUUCUACUUUCCCUUUGGACUUGUCCAACGAAGAGGCAAAACCGGGACAUAUUUUUUUUUCCCCCUUUCAUUCUUCUUUUUGCGUUCGUUUUUAAACCCUUCUUUUUUUACUAUUAUUAUUGUGAUUAUGCCCGAUGCUACUGCACCACACCACACCACACGUUUGACACUUGCAAAAUGCCUGCCUCACCGCCACCUAGGCCCAAAGGCCAGGCCAGAAUUUGAAAAAAUUUCAAACUUUUGUCUCUGGUUAAAAGACGUCCAGACAAGCCGUUUCCAUGUGGGGUAAAAUAAGACACAGGUUUAUAUAUAUAUUCAGCUUGAUGGCCCAGCUUUUUAUCGGGACUUCGGCUCUUUGUGCCUGGCUUUGCGAAAGUGUACCACAGCAUGCUUUGCAAAAGUUAGUGGGUCUCUGAUCAUCUCUCCCCAAAACCGUGGAAGGAUUCCUGAGCACUGUCAAGUCAAGACCCCAAAAUUGCUACGGUGUUUUUAACACUUUUUUGGGCUGGAUUCUCCAUUUUCUGUGUAUUUGGGUAUUCUUUUUAGGCGCCUGAUGGAGGAUCUGAAGGGAGCUUGUUUUUGAAUGCAGACAAAUCCUCUGAAAGGACAUGACGUGUGAAAUAUUUGCUCUGGGGUAUAGCAGCAAAAAUGGACUGUAACUGUGAAAGGUUAGGGCAGGGAUUUCCAAUUUUGGCA
Messenger RNA from Protobothrops mucrosquamatus (brown spotted pit viper), 1479 nucleotides. RefSeq names its product phospholipid phosphatase 2 (gene PLPP2). Gene Ontology annotation, biological process: signal transduction; phospholipid metabolic process; phospholipid dephosphorylation. The transcript is spliced from 5 exons. Bases 1 to 699 code for a protein of 232 amino acids. The record is from RefSeq and is a predicted model, not a curated record. Gene Ontology annotation, molecular function: phosphatidate phosphatase activity. Lineage: Eukaryota; Metazoa; Chordata; Lepidosauria; Squamata; Viperidae.